This is a messenger RNA of Chionomys nivalis (European snow vole), 984 nucleotides long. Its product is annotated as deleted in azoospermia-like. The coding region runs from base 1 to 984 and encodes 327 amino acids. The record is from RefSeq and is a predicted model, not a curated record. Gene Ontology annotation, molecular function: mRNA 3'-UTR binding; protein binding. The transcript is spliced from 11 exons. NCBI's taxonomy places the organism in Eukaryota, Metazoa, Chordata, Mammalia, Rodentia, Cricetidae.
AUGGCCGCAGGGACCUCGGGUGCUCCGGGCCUGACCCCGUGCUCAGCCUGGGCCUCGCGCCACAUCUUUUUCCCGCCUUCUAGCCUCAGGUCUGCCACAACUUCUGAGUCUCCAAAUUCAGCUGUCUCCAGGGAGGCCAGAACCCAGUCUUCAUCAGCAGCCAUCAGUCAAGGAUAUGUUUUGCCAGAAGGCAAAAUCAUACCAAACACUGUUUUUGUUGGUGGAAUUGAUGUUAGGAUGGAUGAAACCGAAAUUAGGAGUUUCUUUGCCAGAUAUGGCUCAGUAAAAGAAGUGAAGAUAAUCACUGAUCGAACUGGUGUGUCGAAGGGCUAUGGAUUUGUUUCAUUUUAUAAUGACGUGGAUGUGCAGAAGAUAGUAGAAUCACAGAUAAAUUUUCAUGGUAAAAAGCUGAAACUGGGCCCUGCAAUCAGGAAACAAAAUUUAUGUACUUAUCAUGUGCAGCCACGUCCUUUGAUUUUUAAUCCUCCUCCACCACCACAGUUUCAGAGUGUUUGGAGUAGUCCAAAUGCUGAGACAUACAUGCAGCCUCCAACCAUGAUGAAUCCUAUAACUCAGUAUGUUCAGGCAUACCCUCCUUAUCCAAGUUCACCAGUUCAGGUCAUCACUGGGUAUCAGCUGCCAGUUUAUAAUUAUCAGAUGCCACCGCAGUGGCCGGCUGGGGAACAGAGGAGUUAUGUUAUACCUCCGGCUUAUACAACUGUUAACUACCAUUGCAGUGAAGUUGACUCAGGAACUGAAGUUUUGUCAAAUGAAUGUUCAGUUCAUGAAGCUACUCCAGCCUCUGGAAAUGGCUCCCAAAAGAAGUCUGUGGACCGAAGCAUACAGACGGUGGUCUCUUACCUAUUUAACCCCGAGAACAGACUGAGAAAUUCUCUUGUUACUCAAGAUGAUUACUUCAAGGAUAAAGGAGUGCAUCAUUUUAGAAGAAGCCAGGCAGUCCUUAAAUCUGAUCAUCUCUGCUAA